Messenger RNA from Tilletiaria anomala UBC 951, 2065 nucleotides. RefSeq names its product fatty acid/sphingolipid desaturase. The record is from RefSeq and is a predicted model, not a curated record. Gene Ontology annotation, cellular component: membrane. Gene Ontology annotation, molecular function: oxidoreductase activity, acting on paired donors, with oxidation of a pair of donors resulting in the reduction of molecular oxygen to two molecules of water. Bases 152 to 1978 code for a protein of 608 amino acids. NCBI's taxonomy places the organism in Eukaryota, Fungi, Basidiomycota, Exobasidiomycetes, Georgefischeriales, Tilletiariaceae. Gene Ontology annotation, biological process: lipid metabolic process. The transcript has a single exon.
GUCCUCUCUCUCGGUUCAUGUACUCAUAGACCAUACACACUUGCCUCUUCCUCGUUCCCGUCAUCAUCACCGUCGCCUUCCGCUGCCUCGGCCCCGGCCCUCCCUCCCGCCCCGUACUUAUUCCGAGGCGGCUUGUUGAUCGUUGCACAUCAUGCCCGACGCCGGCUCCAGUGCCGGCUUUGGCGCUGGUUCUUCCAGCUCCAGUUCCAGUUCCAGUUCCAGAUCCAGUUCCAGCUCCCUAACCUCGCCCUCUUCGACAGACGGCAUCAAUGCCCUUUGCAAGCCUGCAGGAGCUUCACAACGGAAAGCCAGCAUCACGCGAACCCAGCUGGCCCACCGCAUCGCACAGGGAGAGACGCUGGUCCUACACGCGCACAGGGUUUACAAGCUCGACAACUGGCUCGCCCAGCACCCCGGUGGCGCUCUCGCCAUCCUCCACUUUGUCGGGCGUGACGCCAGCGACGAGAUCGAGGCGUACCACUGCGACCAGACGCUGCGGCGCAUGAGUGCCUUUGUCGUCGCACAUUUCGACCUGCAGGACCAGCCGCUGUACAAGCCGCUCGUUCCCCCCGUACAGCUCGGUUACAGAAAGGGUCGAGGGCUCGAUCAUCCGCACGCCCAUCUCGACACGUGGCAACGCUACCUGGACCGACGUCCCACAGCUGCGCUUGCUACCGGACAGCAGACAUCUCCCGCAGCACUUUCACCAGCACGGCCCACCGACUUUCCUCUCCCCGUAGAGCUCCUUGAGCCUCCACCAGACCCACCGUGCAUCGACGCGACGAAGGAAGCGCAGAUCUCGCGUGCCUACAAACAACUACAUCAGCAAGUCAAAGACGCAGGACUGUACCAGCUUCGGCCGAUCGGCUACGUCCGCGAGUGCACACGUUACGCACUCCUCGGCCUGCUCGCGUUCUACUUUUACGCUUUUGCCCAUGGCCGCACAUCCUAUUUCCUCCUCUCUUCUACCUUCCUCGGCCUCCUCUGGCACCAAGCAACCUUCACCGCUCACGACGCUGGCCACAGCGGCAUCACGCACAACCAUGCUGUAGACAGGGUUAUCGGAACACUCAUUGCCGACUUUCUCGGUGGUCUCAGCAUCGGCUGGUGGUGCGACAACCACGACAUACACCACCUCGUCACCAACCACCCAGAACACGAUCCAGAUAUUCAACACAUGCCCUUCUUUGCCAUCAGUCCAAAAUUCCUUGUCUGGCAGCGGGACGGCCCUACUUCUCCAAAAGUGGAAGAGACCAAGGCGGGAGAGGAGGAAGAGAAUAAGACGAGCAAGGCCGAUCAAGACACCGUCACUAUCGGCCUGUGGAGCAGCUACUACCGCCGAGUCCUUGCCUUUGAUGCUCCCUCGCGCCUGUUCCUCCGCUUCCAGCACAAGCUCUACUAUGUGGUUAUGUCGCUAGGUCGCUUCAACCUCUACAGCAACUCCUACUCCUUCCUCCUGCUCCAAGCGCGCCGCGACAGGUGGUUCUACCUCGAGCUGCUCGGCUUGGCCUUCUGGACGCGCUGGUACAUUUUCGGCGCACUGGCACACCUGCCGAGCUGGAAACUGCGAAUCGCCUACGUGCUUAUCAGCCAUGUCCUCACCUCCCCGUUGCACAUCCAGAUUGUCCUGUCGCACUUUGCCCAGUCCUCUGACGACCUCGGCCUGAGCGAAAGCUUCGCCAGGCGCCAAAUCCGAACAACCAUGGAUGUCCAGUGCCCCACAUACCUCGACUUCCUGCACGGCGGCCUUCACAUGCAAGUCUCCCACCACCUCUUUCCACGCCUGCCGCGGCAUAACCUGCGGGAAGCGCGUGACAGGUUCGUCAAGCCUUUUGCGCACAAGUGGGGGAUCGAGUACGAAGAGUACGCCUUCGCAAAUGGCAACGGGAGGGUGCUCAAAGUCCUGCAGCAAGUCGCUGAGCAGGUCGACCUCCUUGCUAAGGUUGCCAGGGCGCAGGCAAAGUGCAAGCUGCACUAGAAGUAUAGACGGGCACAAUCCGCGCCGUCCUGGUAAUCAUUUUUGUAUUUAUCGACUAAGCAUUCCACGUUUGCAUAUACCUAGAGG